This is a messenger RNA of Sinocyclocheilus anshuiensis, 948 nucleotides long. RefSeq lists its product as uncharacterized. Lineage: Eukaryota; Metazoa; Chordata; Actinopteri; Cypriniformes; Cyprinidae. The record is from RefSeq and is a predicted model, not a curated record.
AUGCGUGUCGUCACCAGAUCUCAGCACAACAGUCAGCUCAGAUCUGCCGCUGUGUGUUGUGGGACCGGCGAGAAAACAUGUUUGGCAGUCCGUCUCCUCCCAUCACUGCUCGAUUUGUCCUGCCAUCCACGUCCUCAUCUGUCUCAGAUCAGUCUGACCAUUUUCCUGUUCAGUGUAAUGUGGUUUCCCCGUCUGCACCUCCAUUACUGUAGCCAGUGGCUCUUCCUGUAGGCUCAACAAAUCCCCAUAAACAGAUUUGGGUUGGGUGCGCACACGGUGAAUCUGGUCUAUCAGGGUUCGCUGCUGUCUACCCUGGAGGAGGUUCUGCUGGUGCUGCUGGGCCCCCUGACCUUGAAUGCAGCUACGCUACUGCUGCUCCUGAUCAGAUGGGGCUGUCAGCUAGUGUUUGGCUCCGCUCUCUUCCUGUCAAAGUUUAUCAUGGCUGCGGUGGUGUGGACAGUGCUGGACCCUCUGGCGGUCUUCGCUGUGGAUGCCAUCCUGGGGACUAGAGUCGCUUCUGUUCUGCCGGUUGACAUUGAUGGGUCAGGCCUGCUUUUCUGCCGAGCUGAAGCUCAUCAGAAUUUCACUCUGUUGGAAAGACUUCACAAUGAUGGGAGACUAUUGGAUAUCUACCAGCAGCUCCACAGCACUGAGGGAGCUUUUUUCUUUCCACAUGGCAUGGAGGCCUCCAACCAGGAGCUCAAUUACAUUGUGUAAUUCAAUGGAGAGAGACGCAAGGUGGCGGUGCAUGUCUACAUCUGGACGGAGGAGGAGCCUGUGGUAAGAUUGGCACCACCUUCGGACAUGCCCCUUACAGGAUGUGAGACCAGCACCCAUCUAUCCAUCUACAUACUGCACUUGAGCGGCCUGUGCCAACAUUACAGACACUUCCUGAAACAACCUGAUGGAGCCAUUAUAGAGGUGGGCAUCUUCUAUGCAGAAUCCUAA